GUGCUAAUGAACUUAGCAAUUUAGGGAAUAAAAAAUAAUUUGAAAAAAAAAACUUUAUAGGAAAUAAAGAAAGCUAUUAUAAGAGGACAGUUUAAAACAAACUUGAAACACUAUUAGGAUAAAUAAAUAACUUUAAAUAUAUUUGAACUUUAACAAAAGCAUAGUUUAUUUCAUUAAAAGACUUUGAUAUAAUAUAUAUAAUAACAUAACUUUAAAACGGUUCGCAUAAAUUAUAACACAGGAGAAAAAUUCUUAAGACACUUUGCACACUCCCAUCGGCAGCUGAUAAGCAUCUGGCUGAGCCCACUUUGAUAUGCGGAUGACUCACUCAGUCAUUAACAUUCCGGGGUUGCAACUUCUACUUAUUCUUUAGCAAGACUGAUAGUGAACAGAGCAGGCCGUGUUUUACUUUGUUGUUUAAACAGUGAUUGAGACAACUUAAAGAAAAUAAAUAAACGUAAUCGGAUAUUGACGGAAGCUGAACUUGGGAUAACCUUGUCUGAUAUCGUGUGUCAGCAUAUCUUAGUCCGCGCAUGCGCGCAGUGAACUUCCUUGCUCUAGAACUAUCUUAGCAGUUUCGCCAUUUUGGAUCUAACAAGAACCGGAGUUAAACAAAUAUGGUACACGGUAAAUACGACCUGCAGGCGGAAGCGGAAGUGCGGACCUGGAUCCAGCAGCUGCUCGGGGAGCAGAUAGGAGAAUAUGAGUUGGAGAAGAGGCUGAAGGAUGGCACCAUUCUCUGCAGGUUGAUAAAACGCCUGUUUGAGGGGACGCCGGCUGACUCACUUCCGGCGGCAUGCCGCACUGUCAAUAUGCGCUUCCGGCCCAGCGACAAAGGGGCUGUUCAAAUGGAAAACAUUGAAAUAUUUGUGCGAGCGGCCGCGGCCUACGGUGUCCCACAGAGCGGCCUGUUCGCCUGUAACGACUUGUAUGAAGGCAAGAAUAUGCCCAUGGUGAUCGCCACUAUCCUGCAAGUUGGCUCAGAGGCUCAGCGCCACAAAUUCAGUGGGCCGACCGUCGGAUCAGCACCGACGGAGCGCAAAAAGAAAAAGUUCAGCCGGAGGCAGCUGAAGGCUGGUCAGUCGAUUCUUAUCCUGCAGAAUGGCACCAACAAGUUCGCCUCCCAGAAGGGCAUGACGUGCCCGGGAGCUGUAAGGCACGGAGCUGACAUCCGGGCGGACGACCUACUUGAUGAAAGCAACCGGCACGUUCAUCUACAGGCCGGCACCAACAAAUUUGACUCCCAGAAAGGUAUGCGUAUUGGAACCCAGCGUCACUGCGCCGACAUCAGAGCCGACGACAUAAAUACGGAGUCUGAGGGCAUGACCAUUCUCCAGAGUGGAACUAACAAAUUCGACAGCCAAAAGGGGAUGCGUGGAGGCUUUGGCGCCGUGCGACAUUGCGCUGAUAUCCGGGCAGAUGACGCUACAAAGGAAAGUGAAGGGGAAGUAUGGCUCCAGUCGGGAACAAACAAAUUCUCCUCGCAGAAGGGCAUGACAGCCCCCGGCGCUGUCAGACAUGGUGCAGACAUCCGCGCCGACGACAUGAACCAAGAAAGCAACGCAAUUAACAUAUUGCAGUCCGGUACGAACCAGUUUGACUCGCAGAAAGGUAUGCGUAUUGGUACCCAGCGUCAUUGUGCCGACAUCAGGGCGGACGAUCAAACUAAAGAGAGUGAGGCAGAGGUGUGGCUCCAGUCGGGAACCAACAAGUUCGACUCCCAGAAGGGAAUGCGGAGCUACGGUGCAGUGCGCCACGGCGCCGACAUCAGAGCCGAUGACAUCAAUCAAGAAAGUAACGCCAUUACUAUUCUUCAGUCUGGUACAAAUAAGUUUGAUUCCCAGAAGGGCACACGCGGCUUCGGUGCUGUCCGUCACGGCCCCGACAUCAGGGCGGACGAUGCUAAUGAAGCCGGUCAGGGAAUUGUCAUCCUUCAAGCCGGUACCAACAAGUUCGAGACACAGUCUGGCAUGCGAGGUGGCUUUGGAGCCACACGUCACGGAGCGGAUAUUAGAGCGGACGAUAUCACCCAAGAGUCGAACCGAGAUGUCCACCUGCAGUCUGGCUCAAACAAGUUCGCCUCGCAGAAGGGCAUGACCAGUUAUGGCGCCGUGCGUCACGGAGCGGAUAUCCGUGCGGAUGAGUUCAACCAGGAGAGUAACGCCACGAUUAACUACCAGUCCGGCUGGAACAAGGGCGAAUCCCAGGCGGGCAUGCGCGGAGGCUUUGGUGCCGUCCGCCACGGAGGCGACAUCCGUGUCCGUGAGCUGUUUGACGACGAAGAUCUGUAUGACUACGACGAUUUGGAAUACGCGGAUCCCGCGAUGGGAGUGUCGGACAUGUAACCUGGCUGGACUGUAGAAUAUUGAGAAAUUACAAUUUUUAGGACUUAAACAAAUCAUUCGACCUCUAGUUCAGUUUCGUCGGACAACGAAACAUUUCGUAUACUAUGACAGACUUUUCGAUAUUCUUUGUUAAAGAAAAUAAUUCGUAUUCGGAUGAAAAAAACUCUGUCAUCGGCUAAAUUCGUUUUACAUGAUUUACAUGUACGAUAUAUGGAAUUGCAUAAUCAUUAUAUAAAACGUAAGGAAAGGAGCGCGGCUUCAUUGGACAGAAAAUAGUCACGUAACAUAGACAGUUUUGUACUAUUUGUCUCUGUUUUUGUUGUUAUUGCUUGUUUAACGGGGGAAGGUGCAAUAUGUUAUUUUUGGGUGAUAAUGCUAGUUUGAGUGAAUGUUAUUACGGACGUGAAUGAAUUUUCGGACAUGAAUGACUGUCUGUAUGCUUCGUUUCGAACCAUGUCAUAUACAGUGAACCUCAUUUAGUGAAUAUCUUUGUAGAAAGUGAAGUGUCUUUCACAAGGAAUGUUAUGUUAUGGAUAUACAGAUUUUAUACGUUUUUUUUAGUAUCGAUAAAUCUUUGAAAACCUAUUUAAUUAUUUAAGUUUAAAAUUAUUUAAAACGAAUAUUUCAUUCGGUUAUGUGUCUUUCAAAUAAAUCAAUGACAGAGAAA
This is a messenger RNA of Mya arenaria, 3012 nucleotides long. Its product is annotated as calponin-1-like. The record is from RefSeq and is a predicted model, not a curated record. Gene Ontology annotation, molecular function: protein binding. Bases 618 to 2345 code for a protein of 575 amino acids. Lineage: Eukaryota; Metazoa; Mollusca; Bivalvia; Myida; Myidae. The transcript has 5 exons.